This is a messenger RNA of Fusarium redolens, 1455 nucleotides long. Its product is annotated as alcohol acetyltransferase. The transcript has 2 exons. Gene Ontology annotation, molecular function: N-acetyltransferase activity. The coding region runs from base 1 to 1455 and encodes 484 amino acids. Lineage: Eukaryota; Fungi; Ascomycota; Sordariomycetes; Hypocreales; Nectriaceae. The record is from RefSeq and is a predicted model, not a curated record.
AUGACAAACAGCCCUGAGAUCCGUACUGCUCGCCGUCUAGGUAUCCUAGAGACUGGCUCUGCUGCAUAUCACCUGAUGGGCUUAUAUCGCUGCGUUAUAAUAUCAGCGCGUUAUGAUGUCCCUCCAAACACAUCUCCAGAUGAGGCCAUCCUUGCUGCCAUAGCAAAUCUCGUUAGUGAGAACCCUAUGCUCCGGGUAGGCAUCCAAGGAGAAGGCGACAUCGAAGCCUACUUUACACACGUGCCUGAGAUGAGACUGAGCGAUUUCGUGGAAUUUCGCACUUGGGGCCCUGGAGAGGAUUAUGACAAGUGUUUGAAUGACUUACAUUGCGAACUGCAUGACCAGUUCUGGCCGGAUAUUGAGACGCGGCCUCCGUGGCGGGUUAUGGUUGGCAGGCCGUCCGGAGUCAGAGAGGAUAACGGAGCUCCUUUCUUCGAGAAUGUUAUCUUUGCUUUUCACCACUCUCUUAUGGACGGCAUGGGUGGAAGGCUAUUUCAUGAGAAACUGCUCGCCCAUCUGAACGCUCUGCCUGCGAACCCGUCAGCCCCAGAAGUCCUGUCCUUUCCCGAACCACCAGUGCUCCCUGAACCACAAGAGAAGGUCAUCGACUAUACGUCGACACUGUCUGGCCGAGCUACUCUUCUUUGGAAACGAUACCGACCUUGGUUUCUUACUCCUGCUCCGCCAAAGAUAUGGGCUGGUGAACCUAUUGACUUCGAUCGCCACAAGACUCGCUUGAUUACCUUGGAUAUACCACCAGCCGUCGUAGUAACCGCCCUAAAAGAGUCGCGCGCUCACGGGACUUCUAUGACGGGUUUUCUGCAUGCCCUUGUCCUUGCAUCGCUCUCAAGACGUAUUCCAACCGCCCCAGCCUUCAUCUCCUCAACACCCAUAAGCAUGCGUCCCUACAUAUCACCCAAUGCUGACCCUGCCACCAAAGACGCACUCUUCGGUGCUGUUACCGGCAUGUCACAUGAGCACUCUUCAUCAGCAGUGGCUGCCUUUCAAGCUGCAAAGGGUAAUGAGAUCAACGAUCUUAUCUGGAGCUACGCAAGGAAAGUUAAGGAUGAGCUCAAGAAAAAGACAUCUACAAUCCCUGUGGACGAUGACAUGCAGAUACUCUCGACCAUCACCGAUUGGCAAGCACUUCUACGGAAGAAGGAUGGCCAACCGCGACCUCGAUCGUGGGAAGUUAGCAACGUCGGCACUCUUCCAGCUCCUGCUAAGGAGGCGGAUAAGAGGAGUAUUCAUCGUAUGCUCUUUACAAAUGGCGUCAUGGUUUCAAGUGAUCCUAUGAGUAUUAGUGUUGCAAGUAUCAAGAACGGUCCUUUGACGAUGGGUAUUACAUGGAAUGAUGGGAUCGUGGAAGAUAAGAUCAUUGAGGGGCUGAGAGACGAUUUGGCGACGUAUCUCAGGCGCUUGCAUGAGACAGGGAUAAUGACUGACGAGUCGUAG